Messenger RNA from Sesamum indicum (sesame), 1646 nucleotides. RefSeq lists its product as uncharacterized. The record is from RefSeq and is a predicted model, not a curated record. Gene Ontology annotation, molecular function: phosphatase activity. Lineage: Eukaryota; Viridiplantae; Streptophyta; Magnoliopsida; Lamiales; Pedaliaceae.
AUUUUCCUUGGCCUGAUGUCUGGCCUUAGAUGAAUAGCCAUCGCCUCCAUCUUGACCACUCCUCUCCUCUCCGUCGCCCCAAAAACACACACCACACACACUCUCACUCUCUCAUAAACCCCUUCCGCGGCCUGAAGAUAAGAGAGACCGGAGGUCCGCACGAUAAUCAGCCGGCGCCAGUUCAGGUCUACGCAGUGUGCGAUAAUCAUCAGUGUGAAUUCGCGUGUUUGACGAUGGCGGAGCUGGCGGCCGCUGAAGUGUACGCGCCGCGGACGAUACAGGUGUGGAGGACGCUCCUGAACUGGAUGGCGUUCUUCUUCCAGAUCUUCGCACAGAUCCUCCGCGGUACCCCGUCGUUUAAUCAGGUCCUAUCUUAUGUUGGCAUCCGUCCCGGCUCUUUGCUCUCUACUGCCCCUCACGCGCCGCAGUUUAAGCCUCUGUCGGUGGUUGAGCUGACGGAGUUCUCGGCAGAGCCAGAGGAGGCGCCGCCUCCAGCCGCCGUUCCAGUUUCCGUUGGUGGAGGGAAGAUGGUUGAUUCUCCACCUUUAGAGAAACUAACGGUCGUUCUUGAUUUGGAUGAAACUCUGGUAUGUGCAUAUGAAACAUCCAGUUUGCCAGCUAUGCUACGGACCCAAGCUACAGAAGCUGGCAUAAAUUGGUUUGAACUGGAAUGCAUCUCUUCUGACAAGGAAUUUGAAGGCAAACCUAAGAUCAACUACGUGACAGUGUUUGAACGUCCUGGACUGAAGGAAUUUCUAAACCAGCUUAGUGAAUUUGCUGAUCUUGUAUUAUUUACAGCUGGACUUGAAGGCUAUGCUAGACCUCUUGUUGAUAGAAUAGAUGUUGACAAUCGAUUCAGUCGAAGACUUUAUCGGCCUUCUACCAUUAGCACGGAGUAUCGUGAACAUGUAAAGGAUUUAUCUUGCUUGUCAAAGGACUUCUGUCGAAUUGUAAUUGUUGACAAUAACCCAUUUAGUUUCUUAUUGCAACCAUUAAAUGGAAUUCCAUGCAUACCAUUUUCUCCUGGACAACCUCACGACGUACAGCUGAUGGAAGUUAUCCUCCCAUUGCUCAAGCACCUUUCUCUGCAAAAGGAUGUAAGACCUGUCCUCUAUGAAAGGUUCCAUAUGCCUGAAUGGUUUCGGAAGCACGGAAUUCCUGCUUCAGGGUGGACAUAGGAAAACAUUGUUGAUCGUUGUGCCUGUCUUAUAUAUUUUAUUUAAGCGUCCAGGCUAAUUAUUCUUUUCAAGAAGGCAGCAUCUCUUAGCCAGAGCGACAAAAUUUUGUAUAGCAUUAUUCCGUGCAUGGAAGCAGCCAUUGAUGAGAUUCUGAUUAUCUCAAGUCUUACUGGAGGAAUUCCGUUCUACGCAAUCAAACAUUGUGCAAUCGUGAAAAAGUAAGAUUCGUGUAACGUUGUUCGUAGUAUUCCAGCAUCAUGGGAUGUCGCAAUGUCUCCCUAGUGUGGUAUGCUGUUGAUACAAUGAAUUAUUAGUCGUGGCACAGGCCUUGGUGCAUUUCUGUGUAAUAGAUACGUGAUAAAUUUAAAUGAAGUAUUUCUGUAAAUAUCUCAUCAAGAUUCUGAUAAUUACCCUUCUAGGUUUUUAAACUUUUGUCUAGUCUAUACAAAUGGUGCCUAAAUUUUGCUA